CAUCCUUACAACCUCCAACCAUGGCCCGAUCGCCCUCCGACGCCACGCGCUUCACCUCUACUGGCCCAUACGCCUCCAGCACAUUCACAUCUGCCGCGCCAUCAGCAACGACUUCCUCUCGAAUAGACUUCGGUUCCGCCCCUGCCAAUGAAAGCCCACAGCAGAAAAUACAACGCCUGCGCGCGGCAGCCGCACUGGCAAAGCAAGGUCGGGAAACUACUUUCGACAAAACCGUCCGAAUAGGCCGAGUAUGGGCAGAUCGAGCACAUCGUGUAACAGCGCUCUCCCUGAUAGCGUUUUCAAUCCUAUCAGGUGCAGUAGCUACUGCUGGAAUUACGGAUAUGUUGAUGCAUAACCGGCGGAAGAGGAAGGAAUGGCUACAGCAGAAACAAAUCGAAGGAGCGAGAGAGUUAGCCAUCGCAACACAAGCCGCUAGUCAAGGAGUCGCAACGGAGGAUCAGAUUCUGCUGAUUAAUCGAGAGAGGAAUGCGAGACAGGCGGAGAUUGACAAGAAGAAUCGGCCGGGCAUGUUCAAGAGGGCUAGCAAUUGGUUAUUUUCGGAUCUGAGUAAAGAGGAGCAGAAAGGCGGGCGGCUAGGUGCUGCUACUGCUGCUGCCGCUACAACGAGUACAACAGGGACCAUAGGGCAAAAGACGGAGUUUGCGGCCGAGGAGGCGAGACAGGAAGCACGGCAUGUUCUGCAAGCCGUGGAGGAUAAAGUGGAUCAGCAUAGAAGGCAGGGUGAGAAGGUACCGGAAAUGCUUGCGCCUGCCGGCGGACCUUUGGAUCGCCAAGCACAGGUUGCUGCCCAUAAUGCUGCGGAAACCACGAAGAGUUGGACAAGCUGGAUUAUGGGGCGGUAGAGUUUUCAAUGCGAGUCGUCUGUAUACCUACCUACCUUAUCAUCAUGGCGGCGGCCUUGAACCCGUCAGCUACUGCAUAAAGAUAGUACAUUGAUUGCCACAAGCACUUAUUUGGCAGGUUCAGAGACGCAUCAUGGUUGGUUGUUUGCCUGGACGUGCCUUCGCAAGCUCGAGGACCAGGAAGAGAAGGAGAGAUCAUCGCCGAAGGACCGGUUCUUCUUUCUCGAGUGCCUGGUCGAGUCUACACCUAUUUCUUGGAUUUCGCAACCAUCUGCUCGUUAACAUCUUACUUGCUGAUUGUUACAUUCCAGAUCCACCGCUUGUGAGAUACCGCCAUCGGGACAUAGCAUCUACAUCGUCAGUCUUAUUGCCUCAGAGAUACCUUAUCACCGUUGGAAUACAGCAUCUACACCUUCAGCUUCAUCAUCUCGACAUGUCAGACAGGUCGAGCUGCUGGGACACCCUUACGAGCGUUCUAAACGCGAUAGCUCGAUGCAUUGAAUUCAUAACCGCCUGUGUGAAGUUCAUCUUCAGUUUUCUGAACUUCAUACCAAACGGUCUGAACUUCAUCAAACGUAGAUGGCGUUCGAGACGUGAGAGAAGGAUCGAGAGGCGCAAUGCACAGAACUCUCCACCAAACAGUCCCGCUC
Molecule: messenger RNA, 1513 nt
Organism: Sphaerulina musiva SO2202
Lineage: Eukaryota; Fungi; Ascomycota; Dothideomycetes; Mycosphaerellales; Mycosphaerellaceae
Exons: 2
Coding region: 21-863 (280 amino acids)
Source: RefSeq, a predicted model, not a curated record